Mustela erminea (ermine) is the source of this 695-nucleotide messenger RNA. RefSeq lists its product as uncharacterized. NCBI's taxonomy places the organism in Eukaryota, Metazoa, Chordata, Mammalia, Carnivora, Mustelidae. The record is from RefSeq and is a predicted model, not a curated record. The transcript has 4 exons. The coding region runs from base 85 to 348 and encodes 87 amino acids.
UUCCGGGGUGGAGCCAGGGAGGGCGGGAGUUUAGGCUGCGCCGACCCCUCAGCCCCCCUCCAGGAGACGUUCGGAGCCCAGGACAUGUCGGGAUUGAGGAGAUACGAGGUGGCGCUGGAGGCGGAGGAGGAGAUCUACUGGGGUUGCUUCUACUUUUUUCCCUGGCUGCGCAUGUGGCGGAGGGACAGGAGCUCGGCGCAUCCCCGGGAGCAGAAGCUGGAGCCUCUGCGAGGCCUGAUGAGCUGUCUGUCAAGCGGCCUGGGCCCUGCCCCCCAGCGCUCGGGUCGCGGCCUCCCCCGCCGCACCCCCACCGCCACUGCCCAGCCAGCCGGUGCAUUAAAGAUUUAAACCGAAGCCACCGUGCUGCCCUCCUGACUCUGCCGCCGCUGCCGCCAUUCGGGCUGGGAGCCCCUCUACACGCCUGCUUUUCGUUAUUACAGGGCUUCCCUCCCUGAUAGGGUGCCCUUCCAUAUCUUGGCCCCGGUUACUACUAAGGAUCCCUUCUCAGUGUCACUGCCCUGCGCCACCUAACCCCCCCACACACCCGCCACACACACACACACACACACACACACACACACACUCUCUCUCUCUUCACUGUAAGUAGCCCAUAUGCUGGGAACUAAGUAACCCUGUCCCUGUCUUCCUCCCAGCCUAUCCUCACAUUGAUGUGUUCCACCUUCCUUCUAGACAGG